GUGGCGGCGGCGGCUGCUCAACCCGGUACCGUCCCUACGUCUUCUUUAUCUCACUUUACCGACAACCAAUAUAAUCAAUCUAGUAGCUUCGAAAGAAGUGGUGGUAGUGAUGGCGGACAGGACAAGAGCCCCUUGAGCUCUAUGCCAUCGAGUUUCCUAAAGACUCUCACUGAAAAAAGAACAAAAUCUGAUGCUCCUGCACCAAAACGUCGAGGCCCGAAGCCAGAUAGCAAGCCUGCCCUGACGAGACGUCAGGAACUUAAUAGGCAAGCGCAACGAACCCACCGAGAGAGAAAAGAACUGUACAUAAAGGCUCUCGAGGAUGAAGUGUUACGUUUGAAGGAGACUUACAGCAAAGUAUCUCAAGCUAAAGACAAUCUUUCAAGCGAGAACCGACAACUCAAACAACUACUCGCACAGAAUGGCAUUUCGUUCGGUGGUUCCAUGGGGAUUGCAAGCGGCCUGAUGGAUGACGGCGUCAUCGAAUAUGCAUCGUCAAGCGCGACCGGGAGUGGCUAUGGCGGAGGACCGGCCUCAUCUCACACAAGUGCCUUCACGCCUCCGCCGCUUUCCGCCCAUACAGCCAACAGUCAACAGUAUAGCCGAACUCCCACGGGACAUGAAAGUCUGUCGCCGCGUUCCGUGGGCUACCUUCAGCAAUCAAACACUCAGCGUUAUCCGGGACAUGCUGCACAGCCUUUGCGCAAUCCAGGAGUGGACUAUGAGCAGGCAGGGAUUGAUUUUGUAUUAGCUCUUGAGAAGCCAUGUAUGGAUCACUUGCCCUGGCUGCUAGAACGCGGAACCGAGAUGGGAGGCGAACCUUGCGGCCAUGCUCUGAUGGCUUCCUGUCCGCCCGAGCCCUUUCCCGAGCUGACACCCGACGUUCCCUUUGGCUAUUCGAACGUCAAAAACGGAGACCUCAACUCGGGUCAGAGGACCUGGGAGCUGUCCAAGGGCGACCUGAACACAUUGCUGGAUUUGAGCAAGCGGCUCAACCUGGACGGCGAGAUCACGCCUGUUAUGGCCUGGGGAAUGGUUCUUGCCCAUCCUCGUCUCGGAGAGAUGACUCCAAACGACUUUAAAAAGUUGACAGAAGAGCUAUACAGCAAAGUCCGCUGCUAUGGUUUUGGCGCGGUGAUGGAGGAGUUUGAGGCUCGCGACGCAAUCGAGAAUGUUUUCUCGACAAAGCCCGAUUCUUGUCACCAAUCCUACUAG
Molecule: messenger RNA, 1215 nt
Organism: Pyricularia pennisetigena
Lineage: Eukaryota; Fungi; Ascomycota; Sordariomycetes; Magnaporthales; Pyriculariaceae
Exons: 6
Cellular component (GO): RNA polymerase II transcription regulator complex
Molecular function (GO): DNA-binding transcription activator activity, RNA polymerase II-specific; transcription cis-regulatory region binding
Source: RefSeq, a predicted model, not a curated record